CGACCAAAGUCAUAUGUCAUUUCGUGUCCGCCUCAUCUCGACCACUCACGACGGACUCGCGCGAUUGAUCAAUUCCGAUUGAAAUAAUUACAGAACAAUUUUCUGCGAGAGUGGUGGAAGUAGAUCCUUCGUGUGCUCGUGUUGACGAACUCUUCACUGAUUAGGCUCCUUGGCACAUUGUACCUUUGGUUAACAUGGCGGCGACGUUAGGUCGGAUUUGUAAAUCAGGACUUUUAAAACCGAAUUAUGGCACGCUGAUCGGUCAGACCAGCAAUUUCUCCACGGUGAAAGAUUGGUCAAGGGGUCGAAAAGUGUUAUUAACAUGCUUAGGAGUAACAGCUGGUGGCAUCAGUGCCCUCAUCUAUGCGUUAGAGAACUCUGUAAGAGCUAGUGAUCUCAUAGCUCAUCCUCCGACAUACAAAUGGGAUUUCUAUGGGUGGUUUAACUCAUUAGACCAUGCUAGUAUGCGACGAGGAUGGGAGGUGUACAAAAAUGUGUGUGCGGCCUGUCACAGUUUACAAUUUGUAGCAUAUCGUCAUCUUGUUAAUAACACGCACACCGAAGCAGAAGCGAAAGCUCUCGCGGAAGAAGUUAUGGUUGAAGAUGGCCCCGAUGACACCGGAGCUUACUUCCAGCGCCCAGGGAAGCUUUCUGAUUACGUGCCAUCUCCUUAUCCGAAUGAAGAGGCUGCCAGAGCGGCAAAUAAUGGUGCUUAUCCACCUGACUUGUCUUAUAUGAUUAAUGCCAGGCAUGAUGGAGAGAAUUAUCUUUUCUCUUUGCUGACUGGAUAUUGUGACGCACCAGCUGGUGUACAUUUGAGAGAAGGACAAUAUUUUAACCCAUAUUUCGCAGGUGGUGCCAUUAGUAUGGCACAGGCUAUUUAUGAUGAAGUCUUAGAGUUCGAAGAUGGUACUCCUCCAACUGCCUCUCAAAUAACAAAAGAUAUUACCACAUUCCUCAUGUGGACUGCUAAUCACGAAUUUGACGAUAGAAAACGAAUGACCAUCAAGGCACUUGGAAUUCUGGCAAUUCUCACUGCUGUUUCAUAUUAUGUCAAGAGACACAAAUGGACGACCGUAAAGAGCACGAAAUUAAUGUUUUAUCCCAAAAAGUAGUAAAUUUUCUUACACGCGAGUUCAUCGAGCCGUUAACCAAUGAAUACUCGACGAUGUUAGCGUGCUGGUUAUCGGGAUGUAGUUUCACAAUUUAAGCAAUGUAUCCGGCAAGUUGUGACUUCUCUACGAAGAUCCAAACUUAUUCAUAUAGCGUUUGACGAUUCAGUCAAUUUGUCAUUAAUACCAAGUCUAUUAAAUUGUACAUAGCUAUGCCGAAUGGAGUCAUCGUCUGAUUUAAAUAAAUUGUUAAACAUA
Molecule: messenger RNA, 1370 nt
Organism: Harpegnathos saltator (Jerdon's jumping ant)
Lineage: Eukaryota; Metazoa; Arthropoda; Insecta; Hymenoptera; Formicidae
Gene: Cyt-c1
Product: Cytochrome c1
Exons: 8
Coding region: 195-1115 (306 amino acids)
Biological process (GO): mitochondrial electron transport, ubiquinol to cytochrome c
Cellular component (GO): respiratory chain complex III
Molecular function (GO): electron transfer activity; heme binding
Source: RefSeq, a predicted model, not a curated record